GAGGUCUAACACGCGCAGCUCUUUUCCCCCAGUAGGCUGAAGCACCUAACCAACACACACCAUGUCAAAUUCACCGAACAACUCGUCCACCUCGACCCUCACAGACGAUGUCGAGAGCCAGAAAAGUGACCCUUCGGGCAGAAAAGUGCCCCACUGGCGCCUCGUGGUCAGCCAGUCGCUCAUCACGGAAGAAGUCUUGAAUCAUCGAUACAAGGGCUCGGGAACAGAGGAAGACCCCUAUAUCGUCGAAUUCAUCCCCGGCGACCCUCGCAAUCCCAUGGAAUUCCCGGACUGGAAGAAGUGGGCGCUCACCCUCACGGUGGCCUUUGCAACUCUGGCCGUGGCGUUCGUCUCCACGGCCUACACCGCCAGCACAAAGCAGCUCAUUGAAGCCUUUGGGUGCAGUCAAGAGGUCGCGACGCUCGGGGUGGCUCUGUUUGUCCUAGGGUUCGCCAUCGGGCCCCUGCUCUGGGCACCAUUGUCGGAACUGUAUGGCCGACAAGUCCUCUUCAUCGGCACAUACGCAGUCCUGACCGCAUUCAACGCGGGCGCAGCUGGCGCGAAUUCGAUCGCCAGUCUCAUCGUGAUGCGAUUCCUCGCUGGCACCUUUGGGGCUUCGCCGCUCACCAACGCCGGUGGCGUCAUUGCGGACAUGUUUCCCGCCAAUCAACGAGGUCUGGGAAUGAGCAUCUUCGCCGCCGCUCCCUUCCUGGGCCCUACCAUCGGCCCGGUUGUUGGAGGCUUCAUCGCUGAGACCAUCGGAUGGCGUUGGGUCGAGGGCGUGAUGGCCAUCUUCACAGGCUGUCUUUGGAUCUUCGGCGCCCUGGUCAUCCCAGAGACCUAUGCCCCCGUCAUUCUGUCCCGCCGGGCCAAGGCGCUGACCAAGCGCACGGGCAAGCUCUAUAUCUCUGCCAUCGAGAGACGUCAAGGCAAAGUCACGCCCCAGGCCGCCUUCUCCAAGGCCCUCUCGAGACCAUGGGUAUUGCUGUUCCUCGAACCGAUCGUCCUUCUCAUCUCCAUAUACAUGGCCAUUCUGUACGGCACCCUGUACAUGCUCUUCGGCGCCUUCCCGAUCGUCUUUGAAGAGGAGCGAGGCUGGUCUCAGGGUAUCGGCGGGCUGGCCUUCUCCGGCGUCGCUGUCGGAAUGAUCUCCGGCGUCAUCUACGCCAUCUGGGACAACAAGCGAUACGCGCGCAUCGAAGCCGAGCACGGUGGCGAGGCGCCCGCCGAAGCCCGUCUCCCUCCCGCCGCCGUGGGCGCCGUCGCGAUCCCCAUCGGCAUGUUCUGGUUUGCGUGGACCAACUAUCCCUCCAUCCAUUGGAUCGUGUGCAUCAUCGCCUCGGCGCCCUUCGGGUUCGGCAUGGUCAACGUCUUCCUCGCGUGCAUGAACUACCUCAUCGACGCGUACACCAUCUACGCCGCGUCGGUGCUGGCGGCCAACUCGGUCCUGCGGUCCCUGUUCGGCGCCGUCUUCCCCCUCUUCACCGUGCAAAUGUUCCACAACCUGGGCAUCCACUGGGCCAGUUCGAUCCCCGCGUUCUUGGCGCUCGCCUGCGCCCCGUUCCCCUUCGUCUUCUACAAAUACGGCGAAAGCAUCAGGAUGAAGUGCAAGUAUGCCGCCCAGGCGCACGAAGUGAUGCAGCAGAUCAGGUCGCAGAACAGGGACGUCCAGGUGGAAGAGGAUGGUGAGCAAGAGGCCGAGGCCGAGACGAUGGAGGAGAAGAAGGCCGAAAGCCAGACGUAGUUUCUGUCCUAUGGUGUUUUGUUUCCAAGGGUGGUAUUGGUGCGGCUUUCCAUCAAUGCGCCCGGAUGCUCAUUGCUUGAUUGAUGUCCUCUUCUCCAUCUGAUGUCGUUUCAUGCCCUUUUUCUUCAGCGAUGGCGUUGGGAGGAACUUUGUUCCAGAGAUACUAUUGCGGGGUCUCUCCGGAUCAAUUCACCUUGAUUUUGUUUUGUAUUUUUUUUUUCUGAAGGAAGCAAGCGUCGGGCUAGGUUUUGCAUUGCAGGCGAAGGGAAGCACCUAUAGACAAAACUAGAGGUUAGGAUCGCAAAGAAGGAAAAGGGACAUGAGCAUAGAACAUGGCCUCAGCCCACAAACACAGAGCAACAAUUGAAGUGAGG
Molecule: messenger RNA, 2118 nt
Organism: Cladophialophora immunda
Lineage: Eukaryota; Fungi; Ascomycota; Eurotiomycetes; Chaetothyriales; Herpotrichiellaceae
Exons: 1
Coding region: 62-1744 (560 amino acids)
Biological process (GO): transmembrane transport
Molecular function (GO): transmembrane transporter activity
Source: RefSeq, a predicted model, not a curated record